CUCCCCGCUCCCCACCACCAUCAUCUUCUUCCGCCUGUCUCCUCUUCCUCCCUGCAUAUAUACCACCGUGAUCCCAGCGAGCUUCCACCAUCCCCCAGCUCCGCUCCCUUCUAGUUCCCUCGGACCAGCGCGCAUACAUACCUGUGAUCUGCCACAACCCCCACCGAGAUGCUGUGUGUGUGGACGACGCAGCUGGUCGCUCCAAGCAUGGGAGGAUCCAUGGGCGUGGUGCGAGCCGUGUGAUCCACAAAAGUGUGCGUGCACGCAAGGAUGUGCUUUUCCUGCCGUGUCCCCGCCAAGCUCUGGUGGUGAGAGACCGAGGAGAGGCCGCGCACGUACGUACGUGUGAUCACUCCAUUCCAUACUGCUGUGCCGCCCGUGUCUAGCUUCUUGCCGUUUGUCGACAUGUGGGGCGACGUGGUGGCGCUCGUCCGGCAGGGCCUGCGGUGGCGGCGGAGGAGGGGGAGGAGAUCGACGGCGCGGGUGGUGGACGAGAGCGCGCUCGGCCUCGGCGCCGACGGUGAUGCCGGCGCCGCCGCGGCUGCGCCGAGCGUGGGCGGCGCCCUGGCCAGGGCGCUCCUGGCGCUGGCGUGCGCCGUCCGCUUCGACGGCGAGGACCUGCCGACGGAGGAAGCCUGGGCGGCGAGCGUAUGGCGGCCACGGGCCGACGAGGUCAGCCACCUGAUGGUGCGCGAGAGCAUGCGCUAUGCCAUCUACGCGUAGGAUUGUGAGUACAACGUCUGUACUUACGUACGAUUGAUUGGGGUUACGUAUAACUAGCUGUGUAUGGUGUAUAACUAGUAGAGUAUUAGAGUGAUGUAUCUUGGAUGUACGUAAAGGUCACCACCACCACCACCACCACUACUACUAGAGAUGCCAUGGCGAUUGGCUUAGCCUAUGUUAUGUAGCAUUCUCGGUUAAUCUGAACUUCUGAAGGUCACUGCAAUUUACUCUACAUGUCAACAAAGAGUCAUCUCUUCCUCUUUA
Molecule: messenger RNA, 987 nt
Organism: Aegilops tauschii subsp. strangulata
Lineage: Eukaryota; Viridiplantae; Streptophyta; Magnoliopsida; Poales; Poaceae
Source: RefSeq, a predicted model, not a curated record